GCGUUAAACGUCAAAAUGUGCGAUUUUUGUAUUGGAUGUUGCUAAUACAAUUUAACAAUUGUGUGAUAUUUAUCGUGAUUACAAUUAAGGACGUUAUUCAGUCGACAUGCCAGAAGAAAAUAUUGCAAUGGAUCUCUAUGUGGUUUUAGACCUUUUAGAAGAUCGCACAUUAAAUAAGCCACUUGCAAGAAGUCAAAAUUACAGACAUUUCCAAAAGGCUUUAGAUAGUAACACGGAGAUGAGUAUUUUAAUGGUUGAUAGACUACUAGCUGUAUGCGUACAAGAUUUGCAAGAAGAUAAACAGUAUAGCCUUACAAUACUUAAGAUUAUCAAUGUAAUUUUGAAAAAGACUAAGCCUGGAGACCUCUCAACACUAAAUAAUCUUUUAACAUCAAUUUUAGAAGUUCUAAAUAUCAUAAAGACAACAGCUUUCCUGAAUAAUGUGGAAACCCUACAAGCAUUAACUUUUGAAACAGUGGUGUCUUAUCCAGAUUUUGUCCUUAUUGAUUUGGCUACACUGCAUGCAGAUGCAGUUAUGGAAGUUCUCAAUCUAUAUUGCCAUGAAAGAGUACCAUUGACAAUUCGAUGUUUACCUUGCCUUCUAGUAUAUAAAAUAUUACAAGUCUUACCCAAAGAGAAGAAAAUAAUAUUUUUGAAGUCCAAUCUAAGAAUUUGGUUUACAAAACUAAUACCCACUAUUAUGGGUAGUAUGGUAUCAGAGUCUAUAAGUGUAAAGCCCUUGGAGACAUUAGAAGCUUUGUCAGAUGGUUUGGUACACAUUGAUUAUGCUGAUGAUGUUCAUUGGCAUACCGUUUUGGAAUGCAUUUACAAUUCAAAGACAUAUCCACAGCUCAUGAAAAAUAUGUUACUUAAAGGAAGUAAAUGUUGGCAUAGAUUGUGGAUUGUAUUUAUUAAAUUACUAAAACAUCAAAUCACACGCAUCACAAAUCCUGGUGGAAGUCCAAUUAAUUCCAUGUUGCCAGUUGUUGAGACAGCAUUCAAAAUGGAUGUUGCAAACAGAUGCAGAGCUUUCCAAUGUUGGGAUAUUUUAAUUAGUAAUUUUCAUAAAGAAACAAAUGAAGCACACAUAGUUAAAAGACUGAGGCUACUAAUAAUACCACUAAAAUCUAAUAAUGCCAAAGUAGAGGAGACUAUCUUAGCCAAACUCAACACAUGGUGGCAUUUAUUGAGAUGUUUUCAUAAUAAAAUGGACAAGUUUAUAGAUGAGAUAUUAAUAUCGUUUUUACACUUUUGUUUUGGAAAACACAAUGCUCAGAACCAGCAGGCAUUAGUGCCUUGUCUCUUGACAGAUAAAACCAAGAAAAGGGCAGUAGAAGCGUUUAUAGAAAUUGCGGGCCACUUAAACUGUUCUGGUUGUGUUGACUUUCCAAAACUAAAUGGAAGAGUAGUGUCAAAAAAAAUACUUGUAGAUUAUUGGAAUGACUGGGUCCAUUCUCUCAAGGUGGCAAUAAAAAUUUGUACAGAAAAUGUUGGAGUAACAUUACAACAGACAAUAUGUUUAUUGAAAUUAUUUGUCCAGAUAAUUGGAGAGUUGCCUGAUAAUAACAUCAGAAGGGAUUUAUUUGAUGAAUUACUAGCAUCUAUAGAGACUAUGGCACAGGGUGGGUCUGCCAACUCAGAAAUCAAAAUCAGUUUGGUUUGUUCAUUAUUUGGAGAUGGCAAAGUCAAACCGCUCCUUAAAAAUAGAGCUGCACAAGAAGGACCAAUAUUUAAAAUUAUAAAAAUGCUAAUGGCACCGUCUCUAAAUGAAUACUACAGAAGCAAGCCUAUAAAGGAAGUUAUUACAAGGUUGAAGCCAUCUAUACAAUACAUUAUUAUUGAGACUUUAUGUACGCCAGAACAGAUAAUAAACUGGAUAUCAAUUUCUCGUUUUGCGAAAGAUAAUGUGUCUAUUUUAUGGACGGCUUUCUGUGAGGUAUUGCUUGAUAUGAAGUACAAUGAUCUGCCCAAUUUAGACAAAGUCUUACUUUGGCCAUGGAUGUGGGAGAAUUGUUUUAUUGACGCCACAUACUCUUCAUUUGUAUGGUACGAGUUAUUCGAAUUUUUGUAUCCUAAAGCAAUUGAUGCUAACGUCAAAUUAUCAAUAAUUCCGCUACUUUGGUCUAAUGAAGUUAAUAAUUCUAAUUUGCUGUUAAAAGUUUGUGGGGCUAUGGUGAUACUUAAAUAUGCAUUGGCACAGGAAAAAGAUUACGACAAAUCAGUUGAAUUAUUAAUGGAAACUACUAAUAGAAUAGAAAGCUACAAACAGAUAAAAAAUAUCGCAGAAUCAUUGAUAUGUAUCCUUAUUAGUGUUAUGGAGAAGCGUACAUGGAAAAUAAAGCUUGGGAAAAAUACGAUGAGGUGUGUCAGUAAUAUGAUAAAAUUAAUAACAAAUGAACUUCAACAAAACGAUGAUGUGGAACACUGUACAUCAUUACUUCAAAAUCUUUUAAAGGGGGUAGUAUUUUUUUUUAGCUUGUGUCAUAAGCAGCAAUCUUUUCUAAAUGUUAUUGCAGACGAAUUACUAAACCUAGUACCACUAGCCAAAAAACAAGAAAAAAUUAAAAUAUGUAUAUUGCCUAUUAUGAAGACAUGUUUUGCAAAUAUGAAAGAAGAUGGAACUGCAUAUUAUAACGAAAUUAAGACUGCCAUAGAUCAUAUGGAAUGUAAUGAUGAUUUAGCUAACAAAACUGUCGAAAAACAUAUUGAAACUAAUGAAAAAUUUACCACCCCAGAUGCCAAAAUUAUGACAAGAAAAGGUAAAAGAAAAGAAGCUAAUAUAGUGAAUACAGUUGUCGAAAAUGGAGAAGAGUUUAUUGUAGUGAAAUCAAAUUGGAAAUUUAACCCCCGAAAACUAACAGAGAACCAGAAAGAGAAGUUACAACGGAAAAGAGAAGAUAUUCCAGCUUUAUAUCAAGACCUGUCUCAAUCUCAAGAUGAGUUUAAACUGAUAUCAUGGAAAACCGAUUCACAAGAUUCGUCAUCUACUAAUAGCAAAUCUAGUUCAAUCAGUAAAUCGACGAAAGCAGAAGACAUUUCUAACAUUCUUAAAAACAUACCAAGUUCUGAGGUUGUUCCUAAAAUAUUAGAAAAUAAUUUCUCAGUUGCCCCAAAGGAACAAAGUGUGGAGGCUAAUACAACUGAAAAUUCUACCACUAAAGUAAUUGAUACCUUAAAACAGACAACGACACCAAAAGAUGCCAAAUCGCCUCGAAUGGCGUUAAAAGACAGAGUAUUUAGAAAUGUGAGAAACUUGAUUGAAAAAGCUGGAGUGCAGAAAGAUAAUAAAGAUUUAUCUGAAAGUUUGGUACAAAUUGAAAAUAUUCCGAAAACUCCUCCAUCAAAAUCAAAAGAUAACGAUAAUAGUGAUUUAAUUUAUUCGGCCCCAGCAAAAAUUAAUUCUGAAAGACCAUCUCGAGUAAAGAGGAAACCCAAAAAAUUCGACGAUACUGAAAUAUUUGCUUUAAAGCGAAGUCGCCGAACUUCAAGCCAAAGUGAAUCACAACAUGAAACUGAAAUAUCAGAUGAACCACUUGUUGCAGACAUUUCGCAAAAUAAUACCAAUGACAGCAAAUGUAAUACUUUGGCUGACAAUGAACUUGGUGAAAAAGUGCUGACAGAAUCCGUCAAUGACAAUGUAAAGAAUACGGUAUCAGAAAAUGAUAGAAAGUUGGAAGUUAGUCCGGAUAAGACAAGUAUUACUCCUCUCAUUAAAGGUACUUAUUCCAUUACAGAUGAUAAACUGAAUAAAAUGUUGCACAAACAUGAUGAAAGUACAGUUUGUGAGAAUAAUUUAACGGGUAAUUCAGAGAAUCCCAGUAAUGACACUGAAUUACUUAAAAUUGAAGAAAAUACAGAAGCAAAUCUUCUCCCGUCAGAUGAGCAAAAGGAGAUUAUUGUUCAGGAAAAUUGUUCCAAUAUAGAAACAGCUACACCUAAACCGAAUAAAAAACAAGAAAAUGGUGGUCAAAGAUCAUCUGCCAAAAAAGUUGGUGAUAAAAAAUCACGCAUAGAAAAAGAAUUAGCUAUCGAUACAGUGGAAGGACAUCCAUUCUUAAAAAUCAAAACUGAACGGCGUGUGACUAGGAAAGCUUUCGUGAACCCAUUAAAUAAUUCAAGACGUAAAAGCCUAACAGAAAAGUUAAAUAAAUCUAAAUCAGAUAAUAAAUUAAUAACUAAAGUGGCCAAUCCGAAAAAAAAAGAUAAAGAACGAGCGUCGACUGAAUCUGAAUCAAACUGUGAGUUGGAAAUGACUAAGGAAAGCCACAGCAAUGACACAGACACAUCAGAAGAUUUACCAUUGUCAGAAGAUAUUAUAGAGAGCUCACAAGAUUCGACAUUAACUACUAUAUCAGCAACAUCUACAAAGAGUGUAGUGAAAAAAGUGUCAGUAAUUAUAGAAAAAUGUCCAUUAAUAUCAUCUGAAAACGAUCCGCUGACCCGAUUAAAUAUUUUACAAAACGAUUUGGAAAUAUCUAAUAAAUCAUCAAUAAAUGAAAGAAGCGAUAAAUUUGGAAAGGACGAUGACAGUGUCUUACCUCAAAAUAAAACUGUUUCCCAAGACUUAGAUAAAGAUUCUACAGAAAAUAUGGACACAGAGCCAAUAGAUGACAAAACAAUAGAGCUGAAAGAUAAUUCGAACGAUGUUAUUAUAAUCAAUGAUGAAGAAUCACCUAUUGUGAUUAACACUGAAGAUAGUUCUGUGGGGUCUGAAACCCAAGAGAUUGCUGAGGCUGACACUCAACCCAUAGAUCCAAAACAUUUUAUGGAACACACAAAUUGUACAACCAAUACAUCAGAAAAGAACAUUCAUUCAGAAGGUGACCAAGAAGUUGCUAUUCAAAGCUGUAACUACAAUAUAGAGGCUAAUAAGGAGUGUUUAAUAACUGAAAACACUCAUAGCGACGUUACAAAAAGUAUAAGCGAAUCUAUAGAGGCUUCUUCUCAGGCCGAGGUUGAUGAUAAUACAGCUUCUUUGCCGUACAAAGACGAAGAACAAAGAAAGAAAGAUUUCCUCAAUAACACUUUAGAAAUAUCGCCAAUAAAAACAAUGAGUCCUGUAAGAGAAGAGAAGUCACCGUCACCGGAAACUAGCAAUGAUUAUGUCGUCAUACAAUUGUCGUCUCCUGUUCAAAGUAAUGGAGAGCCGUUUGAAAAAUGUGGUUCACCUGAAAUAUUUACUGAAGAUAAAGUAUCCCCCGAUAAAAGGGAUUUGUCGCCGCCAAGAGAGGAAACGAAUGUAAAUAAUAACAGUAGCCCUAGCUCCUCUUUAUCGCUUAAGAAAAAUAAAACUCAAGUAAGAUCUGGUGGAAGAGCUGCUCAAAUGUUGGGUCUUUGCGUCCCAGAUAGAAUACAGACUAUUAUUAAUUCCGAAAGAGUUGAAACAGAAGAACUCAAGAAAAGCAGUCCUUCCAAUACGCCAGCGAGAAGAAAUCUUAGAAUUUUAUAUAAUUCAGUCGGAGAGGCUAAUGAAAAUUGUGAAGGUAGUGAGGACAGUGAAAAUUUCUUAAAAUUUAAAAGGUCGCUGCCUACUUCUGACUGUAGUCCCUCGGGUCCAAUAUUAAAAAGAAAACUGGCAGAAAUAACUGACGAAGCUACUGUGACGCCAGCUUCCAAAAGAAAAAGAGUGAGUUUUCACGACCCCCCUGUUUCUACCACGGUAUCAGUGCAAAAGUAUAUUGAACCUUGUGGAAUAAGAUCUCCACAAAACUCUGCCCUUAAACGUCAAGAGAGACAAAACCUGCGUUCACAAACAACACUAAAGCCGCCUAAAAAGCUGGAUAAUGUAUUCAAGCUUGACUCUGUACUUACGAAAACUGUCGAAAGUUUUACUGAAAUAGAUCGAACUGGUACGGAUGACACACAAUCAAUGAGUCUAGAUGAUACUCCAGCAGUAGAGAUCAUAAAGAAUAGUGAUUUAAAUGACACGGAUCCUUUAUGCCCCGAGCUACUAGAUUGUACGGAUCCCAUUGACGUAAUUGCUUCUGAUUUAUCAUCACCAACAAUGAAAACUGUGUUUUUGAAAGAAUUGGAAGGAACACUUGCAACAGUUGGUGACCUAGCAAAAAUGACAGAACUCGAAGUUAACAGAUUGUGUAUAAAGGCGCCUAAAGUUAAAAUCGCUAAGAAGGUUUUAAACGAUUAUGCAUUGAAGAAAGCAUUUGAUCAAACUGGGCCAAGGGAAGUAAUAGUUAUCAACGAUGACUCGGAUAUAACUCCAGAGUUGAUGAUCCCAGCGAAAAUGGACAUUGAAACGCAGACAAAUGACAAGGUUGUGAAAAAUAGUGAUAUGCAGACGGAUACUAAUGUAUUGACGGCUGUUAGUGUACAGACAGAUGAAAUCAACACAUGCCAUAGGGAUGUUCAAACAGAAGAAAGUGGCAGUAAAUCUACUAAAGAUAUAAUUACGACAUGUAUAGCAGAGAAACCAGACUUCGUUGAACUACUUGUUCAUAAUUUAGAUGAGUCUUCGAAAUUGACGAUUGCAGAGACUGUGUCGUUUGACGCAAUAACCAAAGCAUUUAUGAAUAAAGUCACUCCUAGUAAUUCUAACACAUUAAUCACUCAAAUAUUAAAGAAACAGAGUGAAUCACAAAACCCUAACCAAGAAUUAGCAUUUUUGCGCCAUUACAUUUGUGAAAGGUUUCAAAACCGAGAUUUGGUAUUAUUCUGUAGUCAGUUACUAGCAAAUAUACAUGCAAGGCCAUCAUAGACUUUAUGUAAGUAUACUCUCAAAUGAUGGAUUUUCUUUUAAGAUUUGUCAGUCACUUCACAACCAUAAUCUAGCAUGACAAAAUUGUUACUGUCUCUCAUGAGACAUUGAGUUUAUGUAACAGAUAUAAAAUGUAUUCCACUUGGCUGAUUGGUAAACUAAUAUCAUUAUUAUACUACAUUAAAAAAUUGUUGGCUGCUUUCUUUAACAAGCAUGCCAUUGAGAUGAUCGAAAGUUUCUUGAAGGAGUACUACUUUUUGUAGAUUUUUAUUUACCCACCAUUUGUAAGAAAAAUAUUUUGAUGGAAACUGACCGACAGUUCGUUUCAUAUCACAUUGUGACGUAGUUUUUAACGAGUGUUGAAAUCUUGUGAUUCUAAAGUGUUGUUACACACAAUUAGAACAUUCAGAUGAUGAAAUAGAAAAUAUUAUUUUAAAAUAUAAGUUUCCAUUAAUGUACCUAUCAUAAUAUUUUAAAUUAAUUUCAUAGUUGUAAACAUGCAUUUAUAAUACUUUUAUCUUAUGAAGACGUGGGAGUAUUUUUGUGUAAACAUGAAGUCAGUUAUAUUCUCGGACAUUUGGGCGAUAAUAUUUGUAUAGAGUUCCCUCGAGUUAUAAUCGUCUAAAAUGGUUUAGAUGUCGCAGGCAGUUUGUAGAUUCAGCUGUAUUACAUACAUUUUUUAGUAACAAAUUUAAUUAAGGAAAAUUGUGCGUACCAUAGGUACUAAUCAUUAGUGUUGCACCGAAUGUAGGUCUUGCCGAAUGUCGAAUUCGGCCGAAUUUCGGCUUUUAGAAUUUCCGUUACGCACCAAAUGUUUAAAAAAUAAUAAUAAAUAAAAAUAUUGUUUUGUUGCAAUUAAAAAAAAUAAUACUAAGAAGAAAGCAUGUUAUGUAAUCUAGCUGAUAGAUAAAUAUUACAAUUGAUAAUUUUUUUUGAGCAUAUUUUAGACACUUAUUUUGUUCUUGUCUAGGAAAAUAAAAAAAAAACACGAAGGAACAUCCACGUUUUUCUAACAAAUAGGCUACUUGUCACUUUUUGGAAAUAUGUUUUAAAUGGUUAAUAAUUUUAUUGUUCUAUUAGACCGAAAAAAUUAUAUUUUUUUUAUCUAGAAAGCUACAAAACUAAUUUUAAAAUAGAUUUUUCAUGGACAUACAAAAACGCUGUCGGCCAUUUUAGUCUAUAGAUUAUCUAUGCUAUGACGUCAACAAAAUCGUAAACAAACAUUCGGAAGCACGUAGGAAAUAACCGAAAUCUAAAUUUUUAUUAUAAAACCAUGAUUUCUAAUAGAUUUCAUGAUAAAUAUAAUAAUUAUCAUGUACGAGAAUGUAGAAACACACCGUUAAACAUUCCAGAAAUGUUGUGGUUUAAAUUGUCUAGAGAAAUACACAUACCUACACAUGAACACAGUCAUGUUUAAAACUUGCUAAAUCUUGUAAUUUUACCGUCUGAAACUCAUUUUUUUUAGCAAUGUUCACUUUAAUGUGAGUACUCAUUGAAUAAUAUUUAAAGUUUAAAAAUACAAUUUUUAAUGUUACGAAUGUACCUACUAAGUUAAAGAGUUUUGUCGUUUCUGCUUUGACAAAUCCGGCGUCUAGCAUUAAUUUAGUCAACAAAACCAAUAAACGGAAGUUUUUCUACAAGAUUUAAGAGUUUUUAGAUAUAUUUUAGUCCGACGAAAGACACUACAAUAACACGACAAUGACGUUUAGUUGUUUACUAACACAUUUCAAUUUGUUGACGUCACAAUCAUGGUGGACAGCGUUUUAAGUGUUUAAAAAGCAUACACUAAAAAACCAUUUUUCAAAUCAAAUUACUACAGCCAUCUUCUAAUUUUAUGAAGUGAAAUCGAUGGUUUUAGGUUCCUCAUAACAAACAUUAUAAGAAAUAAACAUUUGUAUAGUGCAAAUUGACAUGAGUCAACUAGCCUAUUAUCAUUUGGUCUAGAUUUCCUUUUACACAUAAAUUUCUUUUCACUUUUCUAUUUUUUAUUUAAAUUAAUAUAAUCUACCGAAUUCCGGCCGCCAUUCGGCAAACCGUGCCCAAAUUUGGCCGCAGACGAAGUUCGGUAAAAGCUGCCAAACUUCAGUAAUACCGAAUGUGAAACGAAUUUCGGUGCAUCUCCACUAAUAAAUAAGUAAUGCUAUUUAGCAAAUAAAAAAAUAUCUUUAUUUGACGCCCUUGAUAUGUUUGCGACAUGUAGCGCAGUGAGUGUUAAAAAUUGGUACUAAAAAUGGCACCCCAAGUUUAGCCCUAUUCAAUAACGUGAAACGUUCUUUACAAUGCGGCCAACUUAAAUUUAGCCGUAAUACAAUCCAGCUAGCCGGCAUGUAAACUGGCUAAGUCUAUAAACCGCCUGCGACAUAGACACCAACUUCUUUAUUUUGUGUUUUGCCUGAGCCGAUAUUUGUGUGUAUAUGACAUAAUUAUAACUUAACCUAAUAACUAGAGCGUCUCCCUAAGAUAAAAGUGUUAAAAACCAGUAUCGUAAUUUAGUUAUAGUGUUACAAGUUUACCUGAUCUGUUUAAAGUUAUGAAGGGAUUUUCCGUUAGUGUGUUAUGUUAUUAUUAAAUAAAAAGGAUUGAACAGACAAUAAAGCAAAUCAAUCUUAUCAAAACUAAUUUUAUUAAUAUAAAACAAAUUAUUUACAAUAUUCAGUCAUGAUGUUUGUAAACGUGUUUACCACAAGAACAUCAUUCAUAAAACCUACAUCUGAAUCAUCAGCCUAUUCGAAACAAUAAUGUUCUAAUUAUCAUAAAUAAUCUUUCGAAUGUACAGCAAAUUGUAAAUUGAAGUUUAAAAGUAUUUUGUGUCAAACUGAAUGAUUCGAAGAAAUUAUAUAGAUGGGGAUAUAAAGUAUACAUGGCAUCGAGACAUAGGUAUCACAAAUUUUUAUUUACAGAUUUAAACAGGUAACAUUAAAGCUUCUCUUACAAAACCAAUGAAGACUUAUUUGCCCAUUGUUUUACACACUUAUAUGUACACAUUCAUUAAAAGUUACCCCGUAACUACCCCAGAUUUUAUAAUAUCACACAAAUUCAUUAAGAAACUAAACAUAAGACACAAAAUUGUCUGAACAAUGUAAUGUAUAACCUUUAAAAAUAGACACUGACUGAUUGAUACUUUAGUUGAUAACUUAUCAAUGAUAAGUAUUAUUACUUGUAGGAACUAGUAAUAUUUUAAUAAAUUAUUUUAAACAUAUUUUGUUUCACUCACAUUUCACUGUUAUUCACAAUAUUGGGAUGUAUAUUGUGUAAAAUGGUUUAGAUCCGGACGAAUCUUAUUAUAAAAUAAUAAAUGAAAAUAGAAAAAUACUGCAUUAUUAACAGCGAUAAAUAAAAUUUUUUAGGCGACAGAAUUUACAAUUGUACAUGUAUAUUUUCUGCUUGAUUCAGGACUUUUAAUUAUUAAAUGAUAAUUCACAAAGUAUAUAAUAUUAAUUCACACAUAUAAUAUCACUACGGCAUUCUCUCGCUAAAGUUAUAUCUUAAAUUAAUACCUUCUAACUUAAAUGUACACAAAUGAAAGGUAAAAAUUCAAUAUUUUCUAAAUACAACUUAAAAUAAUACAUUGAAUUUACGAUAGUAGCAGGUAAAUACUUUGGUCCACAAUUUGAGCACUUUUAAUUAUACUGAGUUUACCGUUUCUAUAGGCAACACUUACAAGUUAACCGUUUGGUGAAUGUCAAGGGAAACGCAUUUCGGCUACGUAGUCUAAAUGUUCGAGAUUCUGAUGAGAAUUUGAGCGUCUAGGAGCACGUGGUCUAUGUAUAUUGUGGUGUGAGUGAGCUCUCAUCACUCUAUAGGUGCCUUCGCGUCGAGGUCCAUCGUCGCUAGUUUUACGCGCCGAAGCAACCCAGUCAUCGUCUCUAGACCUAGGCAUAGGUGGCGCUUUCCUAUAAUUUUCAAAUACUCUCCUAUUGUCUUCGUAGCGUUGCCGUUGCCAUGUCCUGUCUAACUCGUGACCGUACAUAUCUAGUUCUCCAGAUGGCUGAAACUGACUCGCACUCUGGCAGUAGCUUGAUCUCUUCCAACCGUCCUCGUAUUUUGUACGUCCACUCUCAUUGUCCAGUUGUCGCCGCUGCGAUUGGUUCGAACUACUCUCACUCGUGUCUUCCCCGGAUGUGCCGAUACCAAGGUCUUUAUCAUCACCAUAGAUUUUGUAGACUCCAUUGGGGUUUAAAGUUUUUCCAUUAAAUAUCUGAUCGUUAAGAACCAGUUGCGGAUGUGGCAGGCAGUAAGGGUGAGGGUAACAUUUCUCUAUCUUUGACAUUUUUAUGUCUUCUUGUUUUCUGGUGCACGACCCAGGCCCAAACAAAGAUAGCAGAACAGGAAGUAAGAACAGACCGUGCAUCGCUCCAAAGAAUAUAACCAUGAAUACCAUUUUGAAGAAAACUGAAAAUAUGUAACUGUCAGCCAGAAGCAAGGCUACUACGCCAAGAAUGGUACUGAAUGAUCCUUGAACAAUGGGCAACCCCAAUGAAAACAGACAUUCACUAACUCUAGCAUCUGGUGACUUCGCUUUGGAUGCCAUGUAUGCGUAACAAAUGUGGGCGGUGAAGUCGACAGAAAAACCGAUACACAUUAUAAGAUUUAUCAUGGAUAUGGAGUCUAAAUUUAUAUCCCAUAAAGCCAUGUAUCCAACUACUCCGAUUUCUAUAGAAAUAAUACUAAACGCAACCCAUAGUGAGCAGAGAAUGUUGGGAAUGAAUAUGAAUGAUGUGAUCAUCAUCAUUAACGCGCCGUAAGAGAGGUUCUGGAUUGAAGUUGGCCGGACCAGCUCGAACUGAAAGGAAAAACGGUUAUUAGUGCAACAAAAUUUAAGAAAACAGAGGGAGAAUUUGUAAUGAAUGAUAAUAAGGAGACGAGUUCUUACAUACCUGAUCGAAGAAAACGAAGUAUGGAUGAAACACAGACGCGUUUAAAGGCGACUGAGCUACUACAUCUCUUAACACUUUGACCAUUUCCUUUUCGUGAUUAGUGCCGCUGAUAUUGAUGGCUUGUAUCAGGAAUCUGGAAGCGAUUAUGCGGUCUCCGGCUUCGUUGAACUUGACAUCCAAAGAGAAUGGAUUUGCGGGAAAUAGCCAUAA
This is a messenger RNA of Chilo suppressalis (striped riceborer), 11799 nucleotides long. The record is from the annotation of a GenBank genome assembly. NCBI's taxonomy places the organism in Eukaryota, Metazoa, Arthropoda, Insecta, Lepidoptera, Crambidae.